GUCUGAGUUCAGUGAUGUUUUGAUUGAUCAGGUUUUGACAAAAAGAAAAUGGACAUUAGCUUUCAAUUUGUGUCGUAAAGAAUCGACUCACCAACUAUUAUUGGAAUAUUUAUCAAGUGAUGAUUUACAGUAUGAAACAGCUUAUUUUAUUGAAUGUCUAAAUGAUUACAAUGAUUUAUUUUUAAUUGAGAAUAUGAAUGUCGAAAAAGCGAACGAAGUAUGGGAUAAUGCUAUCAAGUCAUUAGAUGAAACUCAAUUUUCAACAAGACAGCAAAUAUUAGAAUUUGUGAUAUGCGUUAUAUAUAAAGAGCUCAAUGAAAUAAAUGAAAUUUAUCGUCCGG
Messenger RNA from Racocetra persica, 341 nucleotides. The record is from the annotation of a GenBank genome assembly. Lineage: Eukaryota; Fungi; Glomeromycota; Glomeromycetes; Diversisporales; Gigasporaceae.